AAAGGAAGGGAGAUGUGACUGUCCUUUAUCCUGAAAGUUUCGCCUUGCUUCCAGAGCCCAGUUUCUCGGCACGCCUUCAAGGCCCUUCACCCCCUCUCCCCACCUCCCACUGGCCUUCCACACUCGGCCAAGGUCCACCUUUUGAAGUGCAUACAUUGACUCUGGCAUUUUUCUUAAGGACACACCGAACCCCGUCUGCGACUUUGCCUCUCUCCACUUCCCGCCAAAAUCGAGUUGAAGAUCAUUUGCCCAUUUGACAAACACUUAAAAAGAGCCUGCAAGCCCGCGCGCUGGGGACCCGCUACGGGCUCUCCCUGCCUCAAGAUGCAGAGGUGAAUGCAGGCGGGGGCCACCUGGGGGAGUUCCCAAACGCUGCAAAGUCUGGCGAGAAGCAGCUCGGCUAGGAAGCGCCUGCACAGCGGGAGCGGCGGACUUCCCGGAGGAAGUGGCCGCCUGGAUGCAACCGGCUCAAUCUCAGGCCGGCUCCAGCCCCCUCGAGAAGCAUCGCUGGCCUCCGCCGGCCUGUACCCGACCCAGCACCGUCGGGAUCAUUCCUAUGUGCUUCUGCUGGAGCGAUCGGCAGUUCCCAGGACGGGGUAGAGAGCACGCAGAAUCUGCCCAUCUCUUCGAGCCCCAAGGGAAGACCGCGAGGAGCUGCGUGUCCCUCGCGCGACUCCGUCGCCACGCCCCGCCCCGCCCCGUAACGCGGAAGUGCGCCUGUUGGAGCGGAAGUGCUCUCUGACAGCGCUGGGCGGUGGCUGCGCGAUGUUGGGCGGCGGCGGCUGGAUGGGGUUCGGUCUCUUGGAGAACGCUAACCCGCUCAUCUAUGAGCGCUCUGGGGAGCGGCCGGUGACUGCGGGCGAGGAGGACGAGCAGGUCCCCGACAGCAUCGACGCGCGCGAGAUCUUUGAUUUGAUUCGCUCCAUCAAUGACCCGGAGCAUCCACUGACACUAGAAGAACUGAACGUAGUAGAGCAGGUCCGCGUCCAGGUGAGUGACCCGGAGAGCACAGUGGCUGUGGCCUUCACCCCCACCAUCCCCCACUGCAGCAUGGCCACCCUUAUUGGCCUGUCCAUCAAAGUGAAGCUUCUGCGAUCCCUUCCCCAACGUUUCAAGAUGGAUGUUCACAUUACACCAGGGACCCAUGCUUCGGAACAUGCAGUGAACAAGCAGCUUGCGGAUAAGGAGCGGGUGGCUGCUGCCCUGGAGAACACCCACCUGCUGGAGGUUGUGAACCAGUGCCUGUCGUCGCGUUCCUGAGCUAGGCUGUUAGCGCCCAGCCCCACCCAGAGAGGAGCAUAGGGCUCAGGGCCUUGUUUCCUUGAACACUGACACUGACAGUAAGAAACUAACAGUUUUGCCUUUUGUAAUAAACCCUUAAUUUAUGUAAUUUCCCACUGUCCUUAGAGUGUUUCAUCUUGAUGGGGUCACUUGGCAUUUGGGGGCAGUGGUGACAGUAAGAGCUUAUAUGGGCGGAGUUAAUGAGUAUAGUUCAUUUUUUCAGUUUUGUUUGAUUAGUAAAAGUUACAAUAUACUAAAACUAUACUAUUGGGGACAAUACUGUAGUAAACACAACAAAAAAAAGUAGUGUUAUGAACACAUCUGUGUGCUUACUGCCUGGAUUCAACAGUUAACAUGUUGGAAUAUUGGCUUUGUUUUUUUGUGUGUGUAAGAUAAAUAUAUUUGAGAAUAAGGUGAAGAAGCAUGA
Condylura cristata (star-nosed mole) is the source of this 1708-nucleotide messenger RNA. RefSeq names its product family with sequence similarity 96, member B (gene CIAO2B). Gene Ontology annotation, cellular component: cytosolic [4Fe-4S] assembly targeting complex. Gene Ontology annotation, biological process: iron-sulfur cluster assembly. Lineage: Eukaryota; Metazoa; Chordata; Mammalia; Eulipotyphla; Talpidae. The record is from RefSeq and is a predicted model, not a curated record. The transcript is spliced from 5 exons. Bases 766 to 1260 code for a protein of 164 amino acids.